GACGUGCGAGAGUGCAAGCACUAUAUGUAGUGCUGGGGCCGGGCGCGUACGAUACAUACGGUGCGGUACUCAGUGCGCUUUUUUAUGUUGUUCAUUUACAUCCAGUGGUAGUGAUAGGGUCAGCUGCACGCAAUCAAGCCGGCCGGAAACUUACAGUACAUCUAGGCCUAAUACAGCGAGUGCGUCUAUGGCAUACACUUCGCACACGCACAGAAUCUGUACACUACAUGUACGUAUUUAACGAAGUAAGCUGGGCCCGGCAGAGAUACUCCUUCCAAACCCCAUUUUCCGGGGUAGUUGUUGCGAACCAACCGGCACCAUUGUGGUUGUAGCAGACACUAUGGGGGAUUUUAUGCCCCCCAAGAAGCAGCAAGUCGUCAAUCGGAUCAAGGAGAGACUUGAGCGGUGCAGGAAACAUCAGGAGUUGUCCCUGUCGCGUUAUGACUCGACGAAGGACGAGCGAUGGUCGCAGGAGCGCCAGGAGAAAGAAAUACUCCACCAGCGCUACCAGGACAACCGAAGCAGACGACAACCAAAGGGUCCAAAGCAAGACGGGGGACAGAAUAAGACCAAGACCGAGGGUAAUGCCACAGGGACUGGAGGAGCAGAGGGCCCCGGCAGCAGACAGCAAAUCUUGAACAAACACUCAGAACGAAAGCGGCCUCAUUCUGAAGCUACCAACGGUCCAGAUCCCUCCACUGUCUGCGAGUCCCAAGCCAAUGGAUUUGAUGAUACAGCCAGCAAGCGCCCUUGCACAGAAAUCUCUGUCCAGAUUGUUCAGAAGACAGGGGAGCAGACUGAUCUGACGGUGACCACAACAAUCCAGCAAUCGGGGGACAGCUCUGCUGAGGCCAGCAAUAACAACAUGAGGUCGCAGAAUGGCUGCAAGACCUCCGAGUGCCCAUCAACGGUCAACCAGAGCAAUGGCCAACACCAGGGGUGGACCGAUGAUAAACGGCAGGAUCUGGAGAAGCUCUUGGAUGACCCCGAGCGUCUAGAGGAGUUCAUGAAGCAGCUGGAGAAUGAUCCGGAGCAGAUGAAAAGCUUUGAGGCUGAGCUUGAAAAGAUAUGCAACAAGAUCCAGCAAGACUUGGGCGAUGGGGCCUUCCCUGACGCUGCAAACCUAGACAGCCAGCCUGCACAGGAGGUGAACUCAGGUGGUGAUGCUAUGCCAGUUGCCAGUGGCUCGCCAGUUCUCCCUGCAGUUCCUAGCCUUUCGGAUGGAACAAAGCUGCCCAGUAAGCAAGGCGCUCCCACAAUGCCAGUUGCACCAAUGGUGCGCGGAGCCCCUGGCUUCAAUGCUGUUCCUAGCCCCUCAGAUGGCAACCUUAAGCAGCGUGUUAAGACUGAAAUGGCAGUUGCCACCUCAGAGCCCUCAGAAGUAUACGACCCAAUGAUGAAAGGGCCCCCAAAUACAGUAGCCACAGAUGCGCGCACGGGAAAGGAAGGGCCAUUGCCGGCCAUUGCAGAAUUCAAGAAUCCUGCAGUGUUUGAUGCCACCAAUAUCAAAAUUGAGCCCCAGGCUGGUGGUGCUGUUGACGGACCCAAUCUGCUUCAAGCACAGUUUCAACAGAAACAAGGACAGGUAAAUCUACUAAACCAAAAGCAAACACCACAACAUGUGAAUCAGCUACAGUCAAGCUAUCGCAGUGCACAGCAGCAGCAUGGUGGACCAAAUCCAGGCACACAACUUAGCCAUUAUGCCAAUCAGCAGCAGCAGCAGCAGCAACAGGUACUGCAGCAACAGCAGCAACAGGGAGGUGGCAUCACUGCAACUGGUUCUCAGUUUGGAAUGCAAAUGUCAAGGUCUCUGCAGUCUCUUCAGGAUCAGUUGAAACAGAGGCCUCACACCUUAGCAGGGGCCAUAGGUGGCACUCAGAACCUCAACACAGCGAUAAAUAGAGCAAGGUUCUCCAACACAAGGCAGAAUCAGGUUACCGGGAGACUGCCAAGUGUGGCCCAAAUUUUUGCCCAGAACAGGUUAAAUUCACAACAAGUACAGCAGCAGCAACAGCAGCAACCUCAGCAACAACAGCCUGCUGCGUUUCCAGUUGAUGGAGGUAUCCAGCAAGUUCGACAGAACAUGCCAGGGACUCAACAACAGCAGUUGCUUCAGCAACCACAGCAGCAGCAACAGCAGGCUGGACAGUUUGUGCAGCAACGCCCAACAUUGUCUCCUGCAAAGCAGCAGUUGCUGAGGCAGCAGAUGCUGCAACGACAAUUACGACAGCAGCAGCAAAGCCAACUGCUGAAGUUAACUCCAGAGCAGCGGUUCCUGCUGCUUACUAAGCGGCGCCAGCUGGUCCAGCAGAAACAGAAUGAGUUUCAGAUGUAUCAGCGGGGACCUCCACCACGCUAUGAUGAGACCCAGCAUCGGAACACAGCUUACGCCAACUCGCCUGGGCUCAUGCAACAGACACCCAAUGCCUCCACAAACCAAAUGACCGGGGGCAUAAGCAACAAUGCCUUGAUGGCAGGAAACAUUAGGCAAGGGAAUCCAUUGCAGCAAACGGUGCAACAAAGUAACUUGCACCAUCAGGGCAUGCGAACCAAUCAAACCAUGAUCCAGGCCGGACAGAUUGGGACCACGGGCACACAGCUCUCACAGGGCCUGUACCCAAAUCAGGCACAAGCCCAGUUCAUCCAGAGGAGGCAACAGUUGCUUCAGAACUUGGGCAGAAAUAAUAUGCAAAUGCCUGGCCAGGUUGGCCAACAGACAGGGACAGUGCUGAACCAGCUGGGUAGGAGUAGGGUGCAGGGACCCAACAGUGCUACCAAUUUAGGUGCAGCAGAGGCAUACAUGAAGCAGCAGAUGAGGGUACAAAAUCCAGGUCAGAUGUCGGCCCAGAAUGUCCAGGGGUCUAGUGCCAUGGCAGGUAAACCCAUUGGACAGACCCACCAAGUGUCCACUGUUGCCCGAUUCCCCAAUAACCUGAUCAACACCUCGACCAACGUGAGGACCUUUAUGCAGAACAUGCCCACACAAAACAUGAGCAUCCACACCAGCAUGACCACACAGGCUGUGCUGCAGCAGCAACAACAGCAGCAACAACAGCAGCAAGGCUAUGGUAACCAGCCCAGCAUUGCCACCUCCUCAGUUAUGCCACCAACCAGUCACAGUGAGCCUUCCAUAGUAACCGCGAUGUCCUCAGUUGCCACGUCGACCACCCAGCAGGUGUCUUUUUCGGCAAACUCCACCAACUUGCCCAUGGACCUGUUGGACAGUAAUGUGAACCUGGGGAACACCACCAUGAGUAAUGUUGACUUUGAUUUGGAUCUCCUGGAAAAUAUCCUCAAAACAAAAUAAUGAUGCAUCAGUAUCCUCUAAUCCUUAGAUUUUACACUUUUUGAAACAACAGAUUGUAGCUUUCGGGAUAUGAAAAUGCCAUAUUUUUCAUCAUCUACCUCAAUAGACAAGAUCGAAAAGGGGCUCACGACUCAAUGACCCCACCAAGUAGCUAUUGGUGGAGACAGAUUUUUAAUGAAUCGUCUGAUGCGAUCAUGACUAGAAUGCAAAUAACAAAUUUACAUGUACAUGGACAGGUACCUGAUAGCCUUGGAGCAGCCAAUAAACACAGGUGCACAUGUAUGUACAUAUUUUGGCACUGUACAUGUGUAUGUGCACAUUGGUGUUCAGACAAACUAGUAGCUACUUUGGCAGAUAUGUUCAUGUAUGUACUGGUACAUGUGCAUGUGACAUAUGCAGCAUAUUCUUCCAAAUUGGCAAUGGACAUUUGUUCCAUGGCAUUCAACUUACCAGUUUUAGCCAAGACCUGCACCCAUCUCUGUGUCAAGAUCGUUGUUGUUAUUUGUGGUUGUCCCAUCAUUUUGGAACAUCCUGUCUGGUACUUAUACAGUGUAAGCACAUGUAUGUCCAGUACAUGUACAUGCAUUGUAAUUCAAUGCUAUGUUUCUAUGUAGAGAAUUGUGAAUUUCUGUUUAUGUGUAAAGAGUUUAACUGUGCUUGUUAUGAUGCUUGUAUUAAAGUUCAGGUCAAAUUUUUCUUGUCCAACACUGUUAUGUUGUCAACUUGUGUACAUGUGCUUUGUAGUUCUGGACAGUCCAACUCAAAUUUACGAAUCAAGGUCAACAUUUAAGAAACUGCAUUGAAAUGAUAUUUCCAUUUCUCGAUUUAUAACCAGAAGCUUAUGUGAGACUGACAUUGCAUUGGCCAAAGUGCACUACGUAUAAUAGAGGAAAAUUUGUUAGUGUACUGUACAGUCAGCCAGCAUGGUUAUGGUUCAUUUAUUGAAGCUAGGCAAUCAAAUUAUCAAGUGAUUUCCUUUUUGUUGUAAGACAAAUGAUUAUUGUGUGGUACUGGUACAUGUACAUCUAUGUGCGCCAUCUGGUGCAUUUUUGUAGUUUCCUGUUAUGUACAUGUAUUUGUGUUGCCCCAAAAUGUUGUGGAGAAUGUUUUACUUUGCAACUUAAAAAAAAUACAACCAGCAUUAUUAACCCUAACCCCCGUAACAUGUGGCUUGAAUUGGCAAAAUUUGCUAGCACUAGUCAGCCAUCCGAAAACUUGAAUUUGUUUAAAAGGGAUAUGAGACUGGAUGCGUGGCAUUUGAAUUUGCAUGGUAAUUAUAAACAUAACACUGAGCAUGUUGUUGGCUGCCGAAAACUUUUAUUAUAUUUUGAAAAGUGUAUAUUGAAAAAAGACAAAAGCUGUUUUUAGCAUUUUGUGGCCUUUUUGUAGUAUUUUUGUUCUGUUUAAGAUUUGGGCUAAUUUUCCUGAAACUAAACAAAAGGUAACCUUUCAUGCCUAUCUUCAUGUGGAACCCUUGCCUAUUAAAUUGCUUUUUUUUUAUUUGAAAACUUGCUGUUAAUUGCAUUUGAAAAGAGUAUGUUGGCAAGUUGUUUAAACUAACUACCUGACACACCUGCUGGUUCAUCCCCCAGACAGAUGACAAGUAAAGUUAAUUGCUCACUGAAGGAGCACAGUACCAUUUCUAAGGCUGAAGUAACAGUGUGUCAUUUGCUCAUUAAAGUAUUCAUGGCAAUAAUGUUUCCUUAAAUGACAGAGUGGAUCAUUUCUUAUUGACUCAAAGAUCUCUCAAUUUCCUUAAGUCACAUGUUUGGAGAGAUUUUGUGCCAUUUCUGGCUUGAAAAGAUCACACGAUUACCCAAUUUUU
Messenger RNA from Acanthaster planci (crown-of-thorns starfish), 5132 nucleotides. RefSeq lists its product as uncharacterized. Gene Ontology annotation, biological process: positive regulation of transcription by RNA polymerase II; Notch signaling pathway. Gene Ontology annotation, cellular component: nuclear speck. Gene Ontology annotation, molecular function: transcription coactivator activity. NCBI's taxonomy places the organism in Eukaryota, Metazoa, Echinodermata, Asteroidea, Valvatida, Acanthasteridae. The record is from RefSeq and is a predicted model, not a curated record.